Microbotryum saponariae is the source of this 783-nucleotide messenger RNA. The record is from the annotation of a GenBank genome assembly. Lineage: Eukaryota; Fungi; Basidiomycota; Microbotryomycetes; Microbotryales; Microbotryaceae.
AUGGUCUAUAAGGCCGCCAAGAACAUCUCGCCUCUCGGGAAGGCACCUCGCCGCCCUUUCGAGUUGCCUGACCUGGAUUGCCUGAUCCCUCUUCUGGAAGCUUCGGAGCCUGAAGACCUCGCUGUCAUCGCGUGUGCCGCCAUCUUGUUCUAUGGUAUGGCAAGGAUCGGCGAACUUACCGUCUCCUCGCCUGUGGAUCCGUCUCAUCCACCAAUCACGCCGUCAACCGUCAGGAUGUUUCCCUCGAUCCCUGCUCUCCGUGCGGGACCUCGAAUCGAGCUUCACCUACCGUUCGACAAAGUACAACGUCAUCAAGGUGACUUCAUCACCAUCGUACCGCAAUCGGGGAAAGGUCCCUGUCCCUAUAACCUGCUUUCGUUGCACUUGCAGACGAACCCUCCGCAAGAUCAACCGCUUUUCUCCUACCAAUCUAAGGGACGAUGGGUUCCUUUAACUCGAUCCCGGUUCCUCUCGCGAGUGAAUCAGACCUUGAAGGCAGCGGAUCGUCCGCCGGUAUCCGGUCACUCCUUCCGUAUUGGUGGCGCUACCCAUUACCUUCUCGAGGGAAUCCCACCGGAAACAGUGAAAGUUAUUGGUCGCUGGAAGAGUACCUCAUUUGAACGGUACUGGCGCCAGGUCAAUCUCAUCGCGGCCCGCGCAAUGUCAGGCGAUGUUGCUUGGCCUAGCUCACCGGGAGGUGCACCUUCUGUUCAGGGCUACGGUCAAUCAGAAGAGUUUGAGAUGGCGUUUGACGAGCUCGCAAGUGCGGAGGGUGAUUUGUGA